AUGAGACAGGAUAGGAUGUAUUGGCUCGUAACGGUGCUGUUUGUGUGUAUUUGUGUAACCCAGACUGUGUGCGCGGAUAAGUUUGAGGAGAACAUAUUUUUCAACUACUACAACUCUACGGGAGAGUUGAUGCAUGUGUUCAACCUUGCAGAGAACAACUCAUAUCCGUAUGACGACGCGUGCCACCCUGCGGGGCGGUUCGCCAUCGUCGUUUUCGGAUGGAAAAUUGAUUGUGAAAAGUACUUUGUGCGAGAUUUGAUAACAAAUCUCACCGAGCACAGGGGAGGAUGUGUUAUAUGUAUGAACUACAAUAACUACUCUCAAGUGUCCAACUAUCUGCGCUUGAGACGAAACUUUAACGACAUCCAGAAUGUUCUGAAACGAAAACUCAUCUUUCUCGAGCAGCAGGGUUUUGAUCCGGAUAAUGGCUAUCUGUUCGGAUUCAGUUUCGGGGCCAAUCUGGUUCUCGGCGCUGCAAAAGACUUUGGUGCUAAGAAAAUCAGAGAAAUCGACGUUUGUGAGAUCAUCGGCAUGGCGUUUGACUCGAGCUACUCGAAUUCACCGAACCACCGGAAGGCAGCCAAAAACGUACAGUGUCUGCACACCAGCCGGCAGUAUGGUACUAAGUAUCUCAGUAGCUGCCACCAGGAUUGGAUUUUAGGAGACUGCGGUGAGAAGCAGGAAGCUGCUCCGUUGUCCUCGUUCGGUUCACACGGUGUCUGUCCGCUUUUCUACAACAGUGCCUUCGAUCACGACUUUCUAGCUGUUGAAAAUCAAAGCAACUGCACUGCAGACCAGGAGGCAGAGAACUGGCCGAGUGGAUUCAAGAUGGGUUAUAUGGAAACGAGGAAAUCACAGGUCAGGGGCCAGCUGUUUGCUCCAACUUACGGAUCGUUUCCGUUCAACGUCCCGAGUGAAACGCCUCAAGGUAGCCUGAGGAAUUUCGAUCUGGAAACCGAAUUUUCUGAUUUUGAGAAAUUGAACGAUGAUGACUAUGCAACGGACUUGGUCUUUGAUACGGAAACUUAAGAGUUAGUGGUGGUGGGAUUUUUACAUUACUUUGAAGUCCUGAUUGCUUGAAUAAACAUAACAAUUAUUGGACUACUGAAACCUAAAAAAAGUAUAAUUUUUGAAGUUCAUUAACGCAAAAUGUUAACUUGUACUCAUUUAGUUUAUAAACAAAUUACUUGGUUUCACAUAAUCUCAAGCAGCAACUUCAGUGCCAAUCGAGAAUGUGACCCAUAAAUCAUUAAUAUGAUUCUUAUUUGAAAAUAAUGCGAUUUUUUUUUAGGAAAACCGAAUAAUCACGAUCUUGUUUAAACUCAUAUGUUCUUAAGGGAACUCAAGCUUAAUCAUUAGAGCCAUCCAUUAAUUCAUUAUAAAGCAUUCCUGCCGUUAUAUAUAUGCUAUUUUGGUUAAGUAUUUUGAAUUGAUUAUAUUUGAUUUUUGAUUCACUAAACAUAGUUUCAAAUAUUAAAAUGAUAUGCUUUUAGUAGGACAUAUAGCCAAUAUAAAGCAUUUAAAAUGUUGAAUAUUACAUAUAUCAUUGAUAUUGUACUAAUGAUCACGUAGAUUCGCGCAUGAUGAAUAAUAUUUCUUUAGAUAGUAAGGAUGAACAUUAGUUCUCUACAAGAACAAAUCUAUAUAAAAUGAUGAUUAACAUUGACCGCGCUAAUGGCACAUUUCAUAACAACACCACUUAAAUGACUCUGCAAUUAUAUGACAAAAAUGAAUGAAAAUAACAUCUCAGUGACUAUUGAUUAAACUUGAUUAUCGAAAAUGAAGAUACAAACUAUAUAAAAAAAUCUGAAUGCAAACAAUAUAUUGGCUACAAACGGUAUUGAAGAUCCAUUUUUGGUGUAGAUUUGCUAAUUGUAGAUGGUGUUAUUGGAUUACAUGUUGAAUUUUACUUUGUAGGAUUCCAAAACUACCAUUAUAAAUCCUUUAAACCAA
This is a messenger RNA of Topomyia yanbarensis, 1953 nucleotides long. RefSeq lists its product as uncharacterized. The coding region runs from base 1 to 1029 and encodes 342 amino acids. The transcript is spliced from 3 exons. Gene Ontology annotation, molecular function: lipase activity. The record is from RefSeq and is a predicted model, not a curated record. Lineage: Eukaryota; Metazoa; Arthropoda; Insecta; Diptera; Culicidae.